This is a messenger RNA of Mus musculus (house mouse), 4745 nucleotides long. It is a transcript of the gene Scml4, whose product is annotated as Scm polycomb group protein like 4. Gene Ontology annotation, cellular component: nucleus. The record is from RefSeq and is marked validated. NCBI's taxonomy places the organism in Eukaryota, Metazoa, Chordata, Mammalia, Rodentia, Muridae. The coding region runs from base 481 to 1707 and encodes 408 amino acids. The transcript is spliced from 9 exons.
CGCUUUCUGCAUGUAAAAUGUGUGUGUGUUCUUUAGAAGCCAGCGGUUGGCUGGUUUUCCGGACAUGAUGUGGUUGAAGCUGUCAUCGUAAUGGAAAUUCACUGCUGUAGCUAUGGUAAAUCGAGUGUUCUGCCUGUACUGAAUGCAUUAGUCUAAUGAGAUGUUUGCAGCGGCGGCGAGCUGGGCUGCUGGCGACUAGCUGUGAGGCAGGCGUAGCACACGGGUGGAAGAUAGCUUGUGCCAUACUCGCAGUGUGUGUGCAGGAAGUCACCUGUCUUCUAAGCCACCACUCCAGACCUCAGCAAGCAACACCCUGGUCAGGGCUCUGUGACCAAGCUGUAGCAUAGUUUUGGGAAGGAAGAUUUUGGAAACCUGCAUUCCCCCUCCCCCAUUUCCAAAGUAUCUGGACCUGUUAUUGAAGGACCUCUCUUGCCUGCGUGUGGUUUGCCUUCUCACGCAGUAAGACUGGCACCAGCAGAGAUGCAGACACAGAGGGUGCCAGGGAGGAAACGUGGCCGGCCUCCACUUCACUCCACACGGGUGCAGAUGGCCGUCCAUAACCUCUAUUCUGCUUCUGCUGCCUCUGUGCCAGCAGUGACAAUCCCAAAGAAGAGAGGACGGAAGCCCAGGUACAAGAUCAAGUCUCCAGUGCUCAUGACUCCCUUGGCCCUGUCACCUCCACGGAGUACCCCGGAACCCGAUCUCAGCUCCAUCCCUCAGGAUGCAGCCACCAUUCCCAGCCUGGUGGUCCCAGAGGCUCUCACAGUAUGCCUCUACAUAAACAAACAGGCCGAUGUGGGGCCGUACCUGGAGAGGAGGAAGCUACAGCAGCUUCCGGAGCGCCUGGGACCUGAGCGGCCCGCCACCGUCCUGCAGCAGGCGGUGCAAGCAUGCAUCGAUUGUGCGCACCAGCCUCGGCUGGUCUUCUCCCUCGUCAAGCAGGGAUACCGAGGCGAGCUGGUGUCAGUCUCUGCUUCCUUCGAUGGAAAGCAGCACUUGAGGAGUCUGCCUGUGGUGAACAGUGUGGGCUAUGUCCUCCGUUUCCUGACCAAACUGUGCCGCAGCCUCCUGUGUGACAACCUCUUCAGCCACCUGCCUUUUCCCGGGAGCAUCGGCGCCUCUGACAAGGCGCAGGAGAGAGAGGAUGGGAGGACUGAGUCAGCCAAGGUAGCCACGGCUGAAGAGUGUCUGGCAAACGCAGUGGGCAUGAACCGCUACGCCAUGGACUUUAGCCACAGGGGCUCCGUAACCCACUCUUCCUCACUGUACAAGAGGCUGACCUGCGGAGACAGCCACCUUGCCGGAGGCCCCGCCACCACCACCAGUGGUUCCCGCACCAACCCUGUUCCCUCUGGAGGUUCGUCGUCACCUGGACUGAGGCUGCCAGCCUCCAGCCCCAAGAGGAAUGGAACAGCCAUCGAAGGAAACAGAUGUGCCCCGAGCCCCUCUCCGGAGGUGCAGGAUACCAGGCGACCAAGCAGCAGAAACCCUUCUACCUGGACCGUGGAGGACGUGGUCCGGUUUGUGAAAGAUGCUGAUCCCGAGGCUCUGGGACCUCAUGUGGAGCUCUUCAGAAAGCACGAGAUUGAUGGCAAUGCCUUGUUGUUGCUGAGGAGCGACAUGAUCAUGAAGUACCUGGGACUGAAGCUGGGACCCGCACUGAAACUCUGCUAUCACAUUGACAAGCUAAAGCAAGCUAAAUUCUAAAGAGUUGGAAACAAAGCCCCACAUCUCCAGGUUACUUCUGCCAGACCAGCAUCCGGCCAACAUCAUGAGUAGACUGUCCUCUUAAACGUCGCAGCCACAACGACUGUGUCUUCUUAUAGAACGUGUGCAUCCUUGCCUUUUCUAAUAUUCCUAGUGGCCCCUUUCAGACACUCAACCGUGUGCUAGACUUGUCAGAAAAAUCACAAAAAGGCUAUUACAGUGUUCCUGACGUGCUGGUCACUCUUUACGGGUGCUAUUUGUGCCGCGACAGAGUGGAUAACUGAAUGCUGUCACACAAGGAGAGCCCUGGAGGGGGCUCACAAAGUCCCUGCAGGGGCUGUGGGGACGCCCCCAGUGGCGGUGGCAACUGCUCCCUGUUCUUGGGACCGAUCAGCAUGAGUUUCCCUGGACUCAGCCCUGGAAGUUGUCUUCUGAUGACCACCUCGCCUUGCACUAUCUGGAAAACUUGAAUUUUUGUUGCUGUUUUUUUGUCCGUUUGUUUGUUUUUGUUUUUGUUUUCCGCUCUCGAAGAGAAAAGGGAAAGGAUGUUUUGGAGCCCUAGCUACUGAAGUCCUUCCUUGCUCCACUAGAGGGCAGACUGCUAACGAGGUUUCGGGAUGCACAGACUGCGUGGCCGGGGUAGGGUUUUUAUAAGCAAGACCUCGCUUGCACAGGGACAGGGAAUGAAGUCCACAUUGAGCACCCCAGAUUGCCACUUGGGAAGAAAUCAGGCUCUGUCAGGCGGGGUCCAGCUCAUAUCCAUUACUUACUGACUUACUCGGUACAAAUUCCGAAGCAGCCAUCUGCCUAAACAAAGACUGGUGUCCCUUCUCUCCCAGAGUCUCACUGAGGCUCUGAUAUGACGGCAUGCUGAAGAAUCUUGGUGACAUUUAGCUAUGGGUAUUUCUUGAAAAAAAGGCGGGGGGCGGGAACUGUCUCGACAAAGUUUGAAAUAGGACAUACUGAUUUCUAGUUUCAUGGCUGCGUUCUUAGCUGUGUGUCUGUGGCUAAUUUUUCUAGUCUUCAACAAAUACGCAGACGUGUUUUUAUUGGGUUUAAUUCAAUUUACAAAUAGGUUUUUACUCUUCACUGUGAAGUAAUGGGAAAAAAUUGAUUUUCUACCCUUUGCAGCUGUGUCCAGAGAGGGGGGUGGAGCCAGGGUUUCCUAGGCAGAAGGGUGACCUCUUUACUGCCUAUUCUUUAUGGAAUCCCUCCCCCUUUGUUUAUUCUCGAUGAAUAGAGAACUCAUGGGCACAGCCUUUUCCUUAAAGGCACAUCUGGGGAAGGUGAGGGUCAAGGAUAACCUAGGGUCUCCCUUGACAAUAGUAUGAAUUUUAGAAAGGCACCUUCCCUCAGGCUGCAGUCUGAGCAAGAUCUCAGCUGGCAAGUGUAGCCAGACGUCCUGGACUGUAACAAGAUAAAUGCGGUCUCUCAGAUGGAUCUACCUAUUGUACCAAUCAGGUAGAAUUUAGGUAAAGAGCACAGGACAUACUCCAUGCUGUGCUAUAAGGGCCCACUUUGAUGUUCCCUGUUUGUGGGAGUGUGACAUGACCCUGCAAGAUCUUUGUUACAUAUACACGGGUGGUUGGACUUAAGUAAGACAGAGAAGGAGAAAAUUGUCCCAGAGCUUCCCACUGAAUGGAACUUGAUCAGGCUGUGGAUGAGCCGGAUGUCUGUUAUUGCUAGCAUGAGGCAGAAAUGACCUUGAAUUAGACCUUGGAGAGACUCUUUAAGAUGAUAAAGCAAUGAGCGGACUCUGCCUAGAAGAAGAUUUUUAACUCUGGGUGCUCGCUGCUGCUCUGAAGUUAGAUCCUUGUCUCAGAAAGCAUCAGGCAGUUCCCACAUACAGAACUGCUUGUGUGAAAGCUUUGAGAUUAGACCGGUCACUUCACACAAACGUUUGCCCUUCCCUGGAGGUUCACGGUGCCUCUUCCAGGGACACGGGCUCCUUAGUGAGUGGUGGUAUUAAGCUUGCCAAAUGUCCUGCCUAAACUUACCCAUGUCUCACUGGUGCCCCAAGUUAAAACAAGGCCAAACAAGUCAGGGGAGGCCUCUAAUAAUUUUUGAAGGAGAGCUAGAACCCAGUUCAAGUCUGUGGAGGAACGGAGCUGUGUCCCCAGACAUGAUGUCUUAUUUCACACGAAGCCUUAAAUUAGCUCAAUUGUAGAAUUCCAGAUAUUUAAGGUUUGGCCAAACAAAACAAAAUAAAACAAAACACCAAGAAGCAAUCUCAUUAGUCUUGGAAUGAGGGGCUGCCACAUCACAGAAGGCCCAGCGGAACCAAUUCUUCUUGCCUGUUUUUUCAUAGAAUCUAAUUAGUUGACCAAAUCAGCAUUGCAAUACUGCAAGUAUAAUUAAUUUUCAUCCCUCUCAAAAAUCUUGUCAAACAGCGCAGCUAAAUAGCUUCUCAAAUGUAAAACAUGCAAGGCCACUUCCUCUAAACAGACCUUCCAGGGUCAGACCGUAAGGGUUACCCUGGCCCAGAUGAGCAGGACUUGAACUCACACCUGAUAGUUCACAGGCUUGCUCUUCCAGCUGCACAGCAUUGCUUCAGCUUGGAGUGGAUAAUGAUCACAUUUUGCAUAAUUCCAAAUUAAAGAGUGUGGGUGCUCAUGUUCCAAACAUUUCCAAUUACAUUUGUCUGUUAAACACUUGGGGGAGGGAGGUUUCAAGAGAGUUCUGUUGCCUAAAGCAUUUUAAAUGUUUUAUGAAACACAUUAUUCCCUUUGUGAAGAUUUUAGAUAAAAGAUGUGGCCUGUGUGUAUGAGUCUGUGUGUGUAUUUGUGUAUCUCUCUCUGUGUGUCUGUCUGUGCCUCUGUGUGUGUAUGUGUCUGUUUAUGGGGCUGGAGAGAUGACUCAGCAGUUAAGAGCACUGACUGCCCUUCCGAAGGUCCUGAGUUCAAAUCCCAGCAACCACACCGUGACUCACAACCCUCUGUAAUGGGAUCCUAUGCCCUCUUCUGGUGUGUUUGAAAACAGCCUACAGUGUGUUUGAAAACAGCUACAGUGUACCCAAAUAUAAUAAAUAAAUCUUAAGG